UGUCAUAAAGGAUUUAUGCAGCUCCUUCUCCCUUGUUCUUCUCUUUGUUCAAGCCCUCCUCGUUCCCAGACACCUCUGGACAGCCACAGAGCUCUGGAAAUAGAAAGCCAUAGCAGUGGAGAGAAAAACAGCUUCCAGUCUGAAGAAGAUUUCCUUGAAAGGAGGAAAGAGGUAGAAAGGCUCCUGAAGAAAAAUGCAGACUGGAUAUGGGAUUGGUCCAGCAGGCCAGAGAACAUCCCUCCAAAGGAAUUCCUUUUCAAACACCCCAGGCGCACAGCCACACUCAGCAUGAGGAACACCAGCGUCAUGAAGAAAGGGGGGAUCUUCUCAGCAGAGUUCUUGAAGGUUUUCCUCCCAUCUCUGCUUCUCUCCCACUUGCUCGCCAUUGGACUGGGGAUUUACAUUGGAAGGCGCCUCACCACCACAGCUUCGAGCAGUUCUUUCUGAAGGCACGUGGCAUGGGCUCAGAGCAAAGAUUCACCUGGGAACACAGGAGGUGACCUGCAGGAACACCUAUGCUAGCAAUGACUGCGAGAUCAGUGUGCACUCAUUCUGUAUCUACUGUGUUCCUAGCUUAGUAAGAAUGGGAAAAGACACUAGAGCUAAUAAUCUCAUACAUAGUCUUCUGGAGCAGCACACAAUGCGUCUGAAUCACGCUCAAGCAUCUGCUGCCUUGCUUUGCAGUGAAGUAUCUCUGAAAACUCAGAUCAAGUGGUGUUUAAAAACAAAAGCUUAGCUGUAGUUGAGUAUCUCGCUGAGUCACAGCUGCAAUAUUGAAAUGCUGUUUCUUUAUACUUUAUAGACCUGGAUGUUCGUCACUGCUCUGCACUGGUGACGCUGAGGGAUUAGCCCAGAACAACGUGUGGCCUUAUGUAUCAUAGUCAGGAAUUCACUGUAAGCUUUCACCUCUCUCGAAGCUGUUUCCUUUUAGAUGUUGCUCAGCUCUCUUUCACUUUUAUGUGAGACGUGGAACGGUCACCUGGAAGGAAUUGCUCUAUUGGUGAAACUUCCAUCAGUUUUUACUACUACAGUGUGUGAUGUGCAACAGCCCAAAAUGAGAUGUGGACCUUAGUGCAUAAUAGUUCCUUCUGCAAAGGCGUUAAUUUAUCUUCCCAGCUAAUUGGAGCUCCUCCUGGUGUAUCCCACAGGUUGUUGCUUCUCAAUCUUUUUACCUGUAAAAUAAGUUUGCAUCUUCUAUUUGCCUCAUCCUUGUAUAAACUUAAGGUCUGAUUGCCUGCUUGUUUGUACUAAUGGAAUGCCUUUUCAUUCAGUAAUUCUAUCUUAUUUAAUGAGAAAAAAUGGAUGUUUGCCAAAUGAUGUUUUGUAUAUUUCAAUAGAACAGUUCCUCACGGA
This is a messenger RNA of Coturnix japonica (Japanese quail), 1353 nucleotides long. The record is from RefSeq and is a predicted model, not a curated record. NCBI's taxonomy places the organism in Eukaryota, Metazoa, Chordata, Aves, Galliformes, Phasianidae.